AUGAACAUUGUAGUAAUCUACGUCAAGUUGUUUAAACGCAAACCCGAAAAGAUCUACAAAUGGGAGCCAAUGCAAGAGGACAUGGAGCUCGGAGAUCAAAACUUUCCACUGGUUCUUGUCCAAAUCCCAAUGUACAACGAACGAGAGGUUUUUCAAUUAUCGAUAGGUGCUGCUUGCAGACUCAUAUGGCCAUUGGAUCGACUAAUCGUUCAAGUUUUAGAUGAUUCCACUGAUCCAUCCAUUAUGGAAAUGGUGAGCAUGGAGUGUAAACAGUGGGCAAGCAAAGGCAUAAACAUAAAAUGUGAGAGGAGAGACAACAGAAAUGGCUACAAAGCUGGUGCUCUUAAACAAGGCAUGAGGCAUAGCUACGUCAAACAAUGCAACUACAUUGCCAUAUUCGAUGCUGAUUUCCAACCAGAGCCCGAUUAUCUCCAACGUGCUGUUCCUUUCCUCAUCCACAAUCCCGAGCUCGCUCUUGUUCAAGCGCGAUGGAAAUUUGUGAACGCAAACAAAUGCUUGAUGACUAGGAUGCAGGAGAUGUCACUCAAUUACCAUUUCUUGGCAGAGCAAGAAUCCGGAUCCACUAGACAUGCUUUCUUUGGUUUCAAUGGAACUGCGGGUGUAUGGAGAAUGGCGGCGAUGGAAGAAGCGGGCGGAUGGAAAGACCGAACCACCGUAGAGGAUAUGGACUUGGCCGUUCGUGUUGGUUUACACGGCUGGAAAUUUGUCUUCGUCAACGACCUUGAGGUGAAAAGUGAGCUUCCAAGCCAAUUUAAAGCUUUUAGAUUCCAACAACAUCGAUGGUCUUGCGGUCCAGCUAAUCUCUUCAGGAAAAUGACAAUGGAGAUUAUUCGCAAUAAGAGAGUGACGAUUUGGAAGAAAUUGUACGUGAUUUACAGCUUCUUCUUUGUACGGAAGAUCGUAGUCCAUUUCUUUACUUUCUUCUUCUACUGUUUCAUUCUUCCCACGAGUGUAUUCUUCUCCGAAGUCAACAUUCCCACUUGGUCAACUAUUUACGUUCCGCUUGUGAUCACUCUAUUCAACGCCAUUGCCACGCCAAGAUCGUUCUACCUCGUGAUUUUUUGGGUAUUGUUCGAGAAUGUAAUGGCUAUGCAUCGGACCAAAGGAACUUUCAUCGGUUUACUAGAAGGAGGAAGAGUGAACGAAUGGGUCGUCACCGAGAAAUUAGGAGAUGCUCUUGAGACUAAGUUACUUCAAGUGAAAAAGCCUCGCAAUGGGGUUCUCGAAAGAAUAAAUUCAAAGGAGAUGAUGGCUGUUGCAUUUAUUAUUUCCGGAGUUGGUUUUGUCGGAACUUAA
This is a messenger RNA of Arabis nemorensis, 1317 nucleotides long. The record is from the annotation of a GenBank genome assembly. NCBI's taxonomy places the organism in Eukaryota, Viridiplantae, Streptophyta, Magnoliopsida, Brassicales, Brassicaceae.